Solanum dulcamara is the source of this 636-nucleotide messenger RNA. RefSeq names its product ethylene-responsive transcription factor ERF003-like. The transcript is spliced from 2 exons. Gene Ontology annotation, molecular function: DNA binding; DNA-binding transcription factor activity. The coding region runs from base 4 to 573 and encodes 189 amino acids. The record is from RefSeq and is a predicted model, not a curated record. NCBI's taxonomy places the organism in Eukaryota, Viridiplantae, Streptophyta, Magnoliopsida, Solanales, Solanaceae. Gene Ontology annotation, biological process: regulation of DNA-templated transcription.
UUAAUGGCCAGACCACAACAACGAUACAGAGGUGUUCGGCAGAGACAUUGGGGUUCUUGGGUGUCUGAAAUUCGCCACCCAUUACUGAAGACAAGAAUUUGGUUAGGGACAUUUGAGACAGCAGAAGAUGCGGCAAGAGCAUAUGAUGAAGCAGCAAGGCUAAUGUGUGGCCCAAGGGCGAGAACCAACUUCCCUUACAACCCAAACAUGGCACAGACAUCUUCCUCAAAGCUUCUCUCAGCAACUUUGACAGCCAAAUUGCAUAAAUGCUACAUGGCAUCACUUCAAAUGGCCAAAAAUGUUGGAAUCCAGUCUUCCUCCCAUGUUCAGACAGCAAACAAUGUUGGAAUUAAUCAUGAAACAAAGCCACAAAUGCUAAUAACAAAGCCAACAAUUUUGGCACAGCAACAACAAGCUGCAGGGGGCAAUUGGGGAAUUAUGAAAGUUGAAGCUGUGGAGACCCCACAACAAUUCAUCAACACACUUGAAGAUGACCAAAUUGAACAAAUGAUUGAAGAAUUGCUUGAUUAUGGCUCCAUUGAGCUUUGCUCAGUAGUACCUUCUCCGCAGUAGUUCCAAAAUUCUAUCUCAACUCGACAUCCCAAGUACCCAUUUUGCUAAUUUAACUCCCUAUUU